AUGAGUGAACAUCAAGUGCCGAAAGCCGUUGCGUUACGUAUUGUCACUUGUUUUUUAGUGCGGGAAGGUGUUAAAAACACGGAAAUUUUUCUGCGUUUGCGAAAUAAAUUCGGGAGUGAGUGCCUGAGUAGGGCUGCCGUGUUUAAAUGGGCCAAAGCAUUCAAGGAUGGCCGCGAAACCGUCGAGAAUGAGCCGCAUGAUCUUCGACCGCGAACCAGCAUGACACCAGAAAACAUUCGCCGCGUAGAACAAAUGAUUUUGGAGGACCGUAGAAUGAAUGUUCAAGACAUUUUGGCUUCUGGAAACCUUCUGGAAACACACGUGAAACCCGCUUAUCGCUUGAAACGGAUGAGCAUUCCAGCACGAAGUGCGAUUCUUCUCCAGGAUAACGCGCGCCCUCAUACCGCGCGUCUCACGCUCGAUACAAUAUCGGAAUUGGGGUGGGAGGUACUGGAACACCCCUCCACCCUAUAG
Molecule: messenger RNA, 474 nt
Organism: Belonocnema kinseyi
Lineage: Eukaryota; Metazoa; Arthropoda; Insecta; Hymenoptera; Cynipidae
Product: protein GVQW3-like
Exons: 1
Coding region: 1-474 (157 amino acids)
Molecular function (GO): nucleic acid binding
Source: RefSeq, a predicted model, not a curated record